Messenger RNA from Mercenaria mercenaria, 2713 nucleotides. Its product is annotated as carbohydrate sulfotransferase 9-like. Gene Ontology annotation, molecular function: sulfotransferase activity. The transcript has 3 exons. The record is from RefSeq and is a predicted model, not a curated record. Gene Ontology annotation, cellular component: membrane. Gene Ontology annotation, biological process: carbohydrate biosynthetic process. The coding region runs from base 177 to 1022 and encodes 281 amino acids. Lineage: Eukaryota; Metazoa; Mollusca; Bivalvia; Venerida; Veneridae.
GAUAACUUUUGAAUGGAAACAGGCUAAGAAAUAUAUACAUUAUUUGAUAAACACGCUCGUUUGUGAGUGUGCCUAUUAGGAAAAUGUAAAGCUGCACAAAACAUGUUAUCUCUUUUAACAAACAAGUUCAUGAUUUAUCAUAUAAUGCAUAUCGAUCUAUAAUUACAUAACCUCAGAUGUGUCCUUACUGUGGUUAUAAGACGGACAUUUUAAGCGCUCACAACAUGCGUAAAGAAACGGUUUUCAGGAUUUUGAUGUUUGCAUGCAUUCUAUUUAUUUGGACAGUUUUGUCAAAAAAAUUUCUUACAAGUACAUUCUUGUGCGAGCCAUCUUCAAAACCUUACAAUGUCGAACUCGACCAAGCUACACAAAGGAUAGAUAACCAUGAAAUGGAAGAGAUCAUCGGACUAGUUAAUAAGAAUGCGAGAAAUAGUUCGAAAAAUGUCUGUAGGGAUAAAGUAGAUCAGGUAAAUGACAAUUGUUCCCGCUUUAUGAAACGUAGAGAAUAUCUACAGAAUCAGUGUUCGAAAAUAAUAGGACAUGAAAGUGGCAAAAGAUGUGUACAAAAUGACGUUGCAAAUAAUCUUAAGUAUGCGGAAAAUAAAGAGAUGCUUUUCUGUGCAAUUGAGAAGACAGGGAGUACUUUCUGGAAACGAAUUUUGCAUAUAGCCGGAGGCUGUAGAAAUGUUUCUAACCCAACACAUAUUGCUUUGGGAGAAGCGGACACUGAGAAAGGGGGAUAUAGGUCAAUGAAGGGUAAAAACUGGACAAACAUUGUCGAAGCUUUUAGUCAUAAAAUAAGUUUUAUAUUCGUGCGUGAUCCUUACACUAGACUAUUUUCUGGUUGGCUUGACAAGUUUUAUUCACCAAAUGCCUUCUACUGGAGAUCAAAUGGAAAACAGAUAGUAAAAACACAAAGAAAAACUGAUGCUAAGUGUGGAUAUGACGUAACAUUUACGGAAUUUGUUAAUCAUACUGUUCAUAAUGUUUUAUCUUCACCAUGUAUAGAUGGACAUUUUUAGUCAAACUAUAUGCAUUGUUUGCCAUGUAACCUAUCGUUCGAUUAUAUUGGCAAAUACGAGACAUUUAAAGAAGAUACAAUUCACCUUUUAGAUGUAUUCAAACUUUUAGAAAAAAUCAAGUUCGAUGACUUUGAAAAGGACGCCGCAUUGGACGCAAUCAAAGAUGCUGCUAGUUGGGUGUUUUCUCAGAAAGAAGAAAUAGCUGGAUGCGACGUACCGUUUGUUUGUGCUUUAUUUAGAGUUUGGAACAGGCUUCAAAGUCGAGGAUUUAUCAGUUUUAAAACAGUUUUUCCUUACAAAUCAGAUAGUGAGGUGCGAAACAUAACACGACAACAGUUUGAAUCUGCACUAACGAAUGCGCAUGACGAGAGUGCCUUAGAGCACCUACAAAACAGUCGACAAGCAGCGCUUGUACAAGCUUUGAGAUCACUUCCUAAAUCAUCAGUUAACUUGAUACAACGGGCAUUUAAAUUGGACUUUCUUGCAUUUGGAUACAGUCGAUUACCACUUGUAUCUAUUGAUCCUACAAAUUUGCAUGCGUUUGAGUACUUUCAAAAUUGUCCGCCUUCUUUCUUUUUGACAUAAACACUCCGUUCGUUCACUGCAUGUUUGCACAUUGCAAUUACAUGUAUUUAAAAUUCUGAAACAUUCUGGUAUUGUAAGGUAAUCAUACAUUACCGGGAUGAUCCGUUGCUUGCAUUGUAUAUUAAUUUUAUUUUGAUGUUAUUUCAUGCUAUGAAACAAAUUCAUUAUUUUCCGAUUUAGUGUUUUUGUUGUUAAUUGAAAGAAUAUUUAUCUUAUAAUUAUGUUCUUAGUACAAUUUAGUUAUUUAAUGCAGUUAAGGAAAUACAAAGGACACUCUCUUCAAGAAAAUAACCGAAUUUUAAUUAAAAUUUCAUAAAUUCUAACAUCUGGUUACAACACUCCACGCAAAUCCAACAUUAUUACUAUCACGGAUAAGCUAUUUUCAAGGUUUAUGCUUUCAAUACGCAAUUCAUUUGCAACAGUAAUCUGCUGAAUUUCAUUGUGUCACUAAAUGUGCUUUGCAUUAUUUUUAUUUCAUAUUUAUGACGGUAUCUUAUCUUAAAUGUGAUUAAAUUCACCAUACGUAAUACUGUUAUCACUAAUGCUUUAAUCUUUUAUUUCCUGUUAACAGACAGUACUAAUUCAGAAUUUAUGGCAUUAUUAUCAGUACAAUGUAUUGACUUUUGUAUAACUGCACUAGCACACUGGCCAUAUCUUUAUCAGAUCAAGUGGUUCCAACGUUGUUUGAGCGGUGAAUUUUACGCCGAUCAGAUGGAGAAAUAUGGCCGAUACUACAAAUUUCCGGUAUUGUAAGUAUGAUUUAAAGGAAUUUCUACUCGUUAAAUAACGAAUAAAAAAAACAAUGGGUGCACCUAGAGCGCAAAUGUGUCUAUGUUUUAGCACAUAUGUCCAUUUAGCUGAGAUUUGUACCGCUUAUUCAAACACUUCUGUACAGUCCGGCGGGGGAAGGCGAUUUUUUACAGUUUUUGACAAUGUCGCAUCAAAUAUAGUGUUUAUCGGGAACAAGUAACUGUUCAAACACUUCUUAUGUAAAUGGAACCACUUGAUCUGAUAAAGCUAUGGCCAGUGUGACUAGGUAAACAUUUGUUUUACUCCAUUGCGAAUUAUUAUUAGUGACUUUUGAAAAUAAAUAUCCUCGAGAAAGA